Molecule: messenger RNA, 1503 nt
Organism: Lipotes vexillifer (Yangtze River dolphin)
Lineage: Eukaryota; Metazoa; Chordata; Mammalia; Artiodactyla; Lipotidae
Gene: THUMPD2
Product: THUMP domain 2 tRNA and snRNA guanosine methyltransferase
Exons: 11
Coding region: 1-1503 (500 amino acids)
Biological process (GO): tRNA methylation
Molecular function (GO): RNA binding; tRNA (guanine) methyltransferase activity
Source: RefSeq, a predicted model, not a curated record
AUGGCGGCGGUGCCGGCCGGUCGCCGCUCCGGGCCUGCAGCGGGCGCCCGCUUCUUCUGCACCGCGGGCCGCGGCCUGGAGCCCUUCCUGAUACGGGAGGUUCAACCUAGGCAGGCUGGGACCUGGGUUGAAUAUAUUUCAGGAAAAGUUUUUUUCACCACCUGUUCUGACUUGAAUAUGCUGAAAAAAUUAAAAUCUGCAGAAAGGUUAUUUUUGCUGAUUAAAAAGCAGCUUCCAUUUAAUGUUUCUUUAAGUAAAGGAAAAAUAUUUAAUGAAAUGCAGAGACUCACAAAUGAUGAUCCUGAAAGCUGGUUGAAUGCCAUUUCAAUUUGGAAAAAUCUCCUUGAACUUGAUGCAAAAAAGGUAAAACUUUCUCAAAAAAAUGCUAACCCACUAAAACGAAAAGUGGGAGAAAAUGACAUCAUCGCUAAGAAAUUGAAAACAGCACAAAUGCAAGAGAUCCAAGAGAGUAAGGAAUGCCAAAUGGAAAAACAAAUAGAAGAAGAAACACCGGAGCAAGGAAGUUUUACCACUAAAAGAGACAAAUCUCAAGAACUUCAGAACGAUGUAGCAGAAGCAGUUGAUACUCAUAACCAGAACGACUUAACUUUCAGAGUUUCCUGUCGCUGCAGUGGAGCCAUUGCAAAGACCUUUACUGCACAGGAGGUAGGAAGAGUAAUUGGAAUUGCUCUCAUGAAACAGUUUGGAUGGAAAGCAGAUUUGAGGAAUCCAAAUUUAGAGAUCUUUAUACAUCUAAGUGACAUUUACUCUGUGGUGGGAAUUCCUGUGUUCAGGGUUCCUUUAGCCAGCAGAGCUUACAUCAAGACAGCAGGACUGAGAUCUACCAUAGCGUGGGCAAUGGCCUCUCUCGCAGAAAUUAAGGCUGGUGCAGUUGUUCUAGAUCCAAUGUGUGGACUUGGAACAAUACUUUUGGAAGCUGCUAAAGAAUGGCCAGAUGUGUAUUACGUGGGUGCUGAUGUCAGUGACUCACAGUUACUAGGUGCAUGUGACAAUCUGAAAGCUGCAGGCCUUAAGGAUAAAAUUGAGUUACUUAAAGUCUCUGUGAUAGAAUUGCCAUUGCCUCCAGAAAGUGUCGAUGUUAUUAUUUCCGAUAUUCCAUUUGGGAAAAAGUUUAAGUUAGGAAAAGACAUCAAACACAUUAUACAAGAAAUGGAAAGAGUGCUUCGUGUUGGCGGGACCAUCGUGUUGUUGCUUAGCAAAGAUCACCACAGGCGCCUUAAAGGUUGUGAAGAGAGCAGCGUCCCUCUGAAUUCCAAGGGCAGCCGCACAGAUAAACCUGGAAGCACAGAGUGCUUGAAUCCUGAAGAAAAAGCUGCCGUACCAGAGCCAGCGUCAUCUUCAUUUGCAGCCAGCAACCAGGAGUGCUUGGACAGAAUGCCACCAUUCGGCUCUUUGGUGCCAGUGGAAUGCUACAGAGUUAGCCUUGGAAAAACAGAUGCGCUCAUAUACAAAUAUAAGAAGUCGCACUCCCCUGGGCAAUAG